AGCCUGGGUGUCUGCACAAGUCCAUGUGGCUGAUCGAUCGGGACGGGCACGAGGACAAAAGCGGGCAGGAUAGGAGCGGUCAGAGCGGGCAAGGCUGGCGUAGCGCCAGCGCAAUGGAUGAGCGACGUUGCACUGGGUGAAAAUCUUAUGGAACGGAGACAAUUGUUAUUGGAAUGUUCUGUCCAGUGGGAUAUCCUCUUCCAGGCCGGUAGGAGACGUGUGAGUGUGAAGCAGACCGAGCACAGGCAAGAGUAGUAGUGGGUCUAGGGGCACAAAGGCUCUUCAGUGGGCGGUGCCUUCACUAUAAUGCUUUGCUGCCCCCCUUUCUUGUUUCCUUUUCUUGCUUUUCUUUUAUUGGAAUGGGCGACGGGAAGCAGUGCAGUUAUCAUUAUAGCCGGAAAGACAGGCAGGCACAUGGACAGAAGGGUUUGCUGUUUUAUUCCGGGGUCACGAUUAGCAGUAGACAGAUGACGAUGACAAGACAGCACGGAGAAGGAGAAGAAGAAGAGAAGAAGAGCUGUUUUGGCCCGUUGAGGGACACGGACUCGGACUCGGACAGGUGAACCUACCUACUACCCAUGGGCGGGGCUGACGUCGACAACGACAUUCAUGAUGCAAAGACUAUAGCUAAACAAAGUCAACGAGUACAUAAGUAGUACCUACCAGG
This is a messenger RNA of Cryphonectria parasitica EP155, 667 nucleotides long. RefSeq lists its product as uncharacterized. The transcript has a single exon. The record is from RefSeq and is a predicted model, not a curated record. Bases 360 to 563 code for a protein of 67 amino acids. Lineage: Eukaryota; Fungi; Ascomycota; Sordariomycetes; Diaporthales; Cryphonectriaceae.